Messenger RNA from Oncorhynchus gorbuscha (pink salmon), 4367 nucleotides. Its product is annotated as potassium voltage-gated channel subfamily KQT member 5-like. NCBI's taxonomy places the organism in Eukaryota, Metazoa, Chordata, Actinopteri, Salmoniformes, Salmonidae. The record is from RefSeq and is a predicted model, not a curated record. Gene Ontology annotation, molecular function: voltage-gated potassium channel activity. The transcript has 15 exons. The coding region runs from base 1133 to 4288 and encodes 1051 amino acids. Gene Ontology annotation, cellular component: membrane. Gene Ontology annotation, biological process: transmembrane transport; potassium ion transport.
AGAGGGGAUAUUAGUAAGUGGGAAUUCUUCACAUAAUUAUUAAUAAAUCCCAGACGAUCAUACGGAUGAUUUGUGCUACAGUCUAAUGUCGUUUUGGAUGGCGCGCCGGCGGGUGGAAUUCAGAACGACUUUUUCAUCUGUGUAGGCUACUGUAGUCUGGAUAUUUUAUACAGAUGUCAUACCGUUUGCGGUUUAUUUUUUCCAUCGAAUGGAAUAUAUUUUCACUUCUGAAUGGAAAUUUCAUUAAGCUAUAGACUAGGCAUACUUAAUACUUAAUAGAUCAUUCAAAUGCGUCUCGUAAUUUUUCACUUUAGUUAUUGCCAUCGUUUUUGCCUAAAGGGAAAUUGAAUGCCAACUGAAUAAAAUCGUGGUUUUCAGUGCGACUUGUGUUUCAAGCGCUCAAUUGACAAUGAAACACCUCUCAAUCACUAAGGACUCCGAAGCUAGCUGAGCUUAUACUAACAGUUUCCAAGCACGGGGAACGAGGAUAGGCUGACUCGAAAAUAUCUGAAAAUACGGAAUUGUCAUCAAUACGUUGACAUAUGCUUAAAUUGAAAACAAUUCGUGUGGUGCGUUCUCUUUUAACAUUUAAUGCGCCGUAUCGGCUGGCCCCAGCCAUCACCGUGCGCCUCCGCCACAGACAUUUAUAUUGGAAGCAACAGGCUGAGCUCAUCCCACUGGUGAGAAAGUCGCCUUUCACCGGAGCAAUUCACUUCCUGUGUGUUUAUGCAAACCUUACGAGCCGAGUGUGUUCACCCACUUCGUGCUGACUACAACUCCCCUUUAAACUACCUGGGAUAGUGGUGAACAGUUGUUGGAACUGGACCUCAAGACGCUCCCACUGCAGAAUUGCGGGCUUAGUGCAUUUCGUUUACGCGCAGGCGACACACAGCUGUGGAAAACCCGACACUGCAUGCGGAGUGCUGAUGGUUGACAGGGCGAAAGAGGGCGGUCAAAAACACAGACGGGUUAAACAGCGUGCCUUGGUUAUGGUUUCAUAUCUAACUCCAAGGACCUGGAAUAUUUAAUUUGAUGUUCAUUCAGAGAGCUCCACAACUACACUUCCAAGACAGCCACGCAAGCCCCAGAGGACCUUUGCACAUCAGCACUUCAUGCCCGCCCUGGUGAUGCCAUGCCCCGCAACCACAGCGGAGAUGAAGGCGGCACGGGGCUCUGGAUGAAAACUUCUCCGGGCCACCGCGCCGAGGGCUAUGACUUGAAGGAUGUGGAGUCCGGCCGAAGGAUGAUGAACAACGCCAGUGCCGGGGACGGUUUGCUGUCGUCCUCCAGUGCUACAGGUGCCGGGGGUUCGGAAAGCCUGAGAGGAAACAAGGGAGCCCGGCUCAGCCUGCUGGGGAAGCCGCUCAUAUACAGCGCUCAGAGCGGCCGGAGAAAUGUCCGUUACCGAAGGCUGCAGAAUUUACUGUACAACGUGCUGGAGAGACCACGAGCCUGGGCGUUCAUCUACCAUGCGUUUGUGUUCGUGCUGGUCUUUGGUUGCUUGGUCCUGUCUGUGUUCUCCACCAUUCCGGCUCACCAGGACUUCUCUUCCGACUGUCUGCUCAUCCUGGAGUUUGUGAUGAUCGUGGUGUUUGGGCUGGAGUACAUCAUCAGGAUCUGGUCGGCCGGCUGCUGCUGUCGCUACAGAGGAUGGCAGGGUCGCCUCCGUUUUGCCCGGAAGCCUUUCUGUGUCAUAGACAUCAUCGUACUGAUAGCCUCCCUAGCGGUGGUGUCGGCAGGAAGCCAGGGUAACAUCAUCGCCACGUCCGCCCUACGUAGCCUCCGCUUCCUGCAGAUCCUGCGUAUGGUGCGUAUGGACCGGCGCGGCGGCACCUGGAAACUGCUGGGAUCAGUGGUGUACGCACACAGCAAGGAGCUGGUGACGGCCUGGUACAUUGGCUUCCUGGUCCUCAUCUUCUCCUCCUUUCUGGUCUACCUUGUGGAGAACAAGUUCAACAGCGAGUUUGCCACCUAUGCUGAUGCCUUAUGGUGGGGAACGAUCACCUUGACAACCAUUGGUUACGGGGACAAGACCCCGAAGACAUGGACCGGCCGUAUGCUCUCAGCUGGUUUUGCUCUACUGGGCAUCUCCUUCUUUGCCCUGCCAGCGGGUAUACUGGGCUCAGGCUUUGCCCUGAAGGUCCAGGAGCAGCACAGACAGAAGCACUUUGAGAAGAGGAGGAAUCCAGCCGCUUGUCUCAUCCAGUGUGUUUGGCGUAGUUAUGCGGCUGAUGAGAACUCGGUUUCCAUUGCUACCUGGAAGCCUCAUUUGAAGGCGUUGCAUACCUGCAGCCCUACAAAGAAGGACCAGGGUGAAUCCUCCACAAGUAAAGUUCUCAGUAGUAAGCAGAAGCUACUGAGGAGGUGUACCCUACGGAAACAUACUAGCCAGAAGUUGAGUUUCAAAGACCGUGUCCGGAUGGCGAGCCCCAGGGGGCAGAGUAUUAAGAGCCGGCAGACGUCGGUGAGCGACCGGCGGUCCCCGGGGACUGAGGCUGGGGGUACGGAGGGCACUAGCCCUGCCAAGGUCCAGAAGAGCUGGAGCUUCAAUGACCGCACCCGCUUCAGACCCUCCCUCCGCCUCAAGAUCCAAUCACGCUCCACUGCCGAUGCUGACUCUAACAUGACCACUGAGGAUGGGUUCGGUGAUGACAAGGGGUGUCACUGUGAGAUCUCUGUGGAGGACCUGCUGCCUUCCGUCAAGUCUGUCAUCCGAGCCGUCAGGAUAAUGAAGUUCCACGUGGCCAAGAAGAAGUUCAAGGAGACGUUGCGUCCGUACGAUGUGAAGGACGUCAUAGAGCAGUACUCCGCCGGACACCUGGACAUGCUGUGUCGCAUCAAGAGUCUGCAGACACGAGUGGACCAGAUCCUGGGUAAAGGCCAGGUUCCUCUGGAUAAGAAGAUCCGGGACAAGCUGCUGUCUGAUGGAGACCUGCUGGAGGACAUGAGUAUGCUGGGACGUGUCUGCAAAGUGGAACGGCAGGUCCAGUCUAUUGAGUCGAAGCUAGACUCCCUGUUGGACAUCUACCGGCAUGUGUUACGUAAAGGCUCCUCCUCUGCCCUCACCCUCUCCUCCUUGCCUCUGUUCGAGCUGGAGCAGACCUCAGACUACCAGAGCUCUAUCCUCUUCAAGGACCACUCUACCUGCUCUACCCAGGUCAGCAGCACCGGAGGUGGGCCAGGGAUAGAGGGCCAAGGGGGGUGCGUGACCCGCUCCUCCACCAACGCCUCAAACCUGUCCCGGGGACUUCACCUUAUCCUGGCGCCGUCCACCGAGCUCAGCCUCAACCUCAACACUGGCACCACCUCGCCUUCUACCAGUGGGCCCCCGCCCUCCUCGUUCAGUCCGUCGCCCCUUCCUCAACACCACCAUCAUCAUCAUCAUCAUACCCUGCCGGAAAGUGGGGAACCAGUCCAUAGAGGAAGUUCUUCUCACUCACCUCCUAUUCUUACUCCUAAUUGUGUAUCUGGAGGUGGGGGGUUUCCUACUCUGGCCAGGCCCCCACCAGCUCCUCCCCAGCCCAGCCGGACGGUGGGUCACUCCAGGCCGGAGAGGGAGAGGGAGAUGGUGAUGGAGGUGGGUGACUUCUGUGGAAGCCCGGAGGAGAGGGAGGAUGGUGAUGUGUUAGGCCCAGAACAAGGCCUCAGAAUCGGGAGGCUGGGGAAGCCAAGAGGGGGGUCCAGUGGGAACAGCAAUGCCAAAGCAGAGGGCUCCUGGAGGAGACGCACAAGCCUGGAGAUGGAGCCCCUGGUACCCCUCUCUUCUGCUCUGGGAGGAGGAGGCCGCUGUUCCUCUGGCUCCAAACCCAGCCAGGUGGACCGAAGCCUGGGCAAGUCCAUGUCCAUCCAAAACCUGGGGCAGGGGGGGUCAACCACCUCCAGGGCCCUGGAUAGCCACCACCAUCCUAGCCUCAGCCUCUCCUCCCCCAGCCCCUGCAGCAGCAAUUCCCCCACAGGCUCCCACAGUAGUCAGGACCCUGGGGGAGGGGGCGGCGGGGAUGGCUGGGGGGAGGAGGACCUCUUCAUCAGCGACAGGGACGUGGAUGCCCUCCCUCUCCCCCCCGAGGCUCAAGGUGGAGCUUUUGGCUUUGACUUCCUGUCCCAGGGGACAGCCGACGCAACCUCUUACUCAUCAGAGCUACUGAGGACAGACCCGGGGCUUGGGGCGGGGUUAAGUGCUCUGGCAGGGUUCAAUAGGAGCCUGGCGAGCGCGAGCGGGAACAUGUCAUCGCCCCCCUCAGUCGGGAGCGCCGAGUCCCUGAGCAUGCCGCAUGUACGGCUAAAAUAAGACACACCCCCGUGUCGUAUGGACCAAUCAAAAAACCUCAGCUUACAGAGAAGCUCUUUAUUCUAUUUUGGGAGGGGGA